CUCGUUCCUCACUGGGCUCCAUUGUUGUUGAUGGAGUGCUGUACUCCGAAUACGCUCAUCCAAUUCUAGGCUCUUUUGCACAGGAUAAAUCGUAUCAAUAAUCAUCAUUACAAUUGUUCUUUCCUUCUCCUGGGCAGUUCGCGCGAGAGUCAAACAUGCGUCGACCAUCUGCCGUCCUUUAUGUGAUCUUCUCCCUGAUCGUUUGGACUGCCGCCGAUUCCUCAUCUUCUGCGCUGCCUGCUACAGCUGAUAUCCUGUACUGGCCCCUCGCAUCUCCGCAGCCGUCGAUUCUGUCUCGUGUAUCUUAUGAUCCGGCUUCCUUGAAGUCGAGCAUCCUGUCGUACACCCCUCCUCAGAAUGCUGUCGGUGCCGAACAGAGCAAGGUUGAUUACCAUACUGAUGACCUCGUUCGCAUUGGUCUUUUCACUUCUACUCCCGCCAAUCCAAGGCAAUGGGUUGGAAGUCUCACCUCACUAUCUGCAUUGACAAGUAACCGUGAUCAGAAACCCACGCUCCAACUUCACCUCGGACCUAACAACCAAAUCUACCAUGCCUCCUUAUCGUUGUCAUCUUCGAAUAAUGAUAUUACUUCCUCAACGUGGGACCUGAACUUGGAGCUCAUUUCGAAUGAGGCAGGUCCUCGUCCCUAUCUUAACAGGCCCGUUGUGGUCAGUCCCGAUGGCACAGGUACUGAAGAGGUCGCCGAGAAAACCUUCUUUCAGAAGUACUGGUGGGUCAUUCUCGUCGUUACAUUCCUGGCCACUGCUGGUGGUGGAGAAAGACAACAGUAGCUUUCUAUAUUCAUCCCCGCAAAGAAAAUAUUGUCAAUCUACGCUACGCAUGUACUGCUCCCAAGCCG
This is a messenger RNA of Monascus purpureus, 859 nucleotides long. The record is from the annotation of a GenBank genome assembly. Lineage: Eukaryota; Fungi; Ascomycota; Eurotiomycetes; Eurotiales; Aspergillaceae.